UCCAGCAGAGGAACAGGGACCCCAUUCAAACAACACAAUAUCCCAGUGCCCCUCUAGUCGAGAGAAUCACCAAACCCCCCUCGAGCAACCAAGCUCUUUCUGUAUCCGUGCACGAGCCAGCUCUUCUUUCUAAGUAUUCCGGCGUUAGGGCACACAAGACUAAGACGUUCGCGCCACCACUUUAGUUCGUAUUUACGGAAAAACCUACCCGGAAAAGGAAAGUAACUUACCGCAAGAUUUUCAAGAAAAACUGACUAUUCUUUCCGUACAAUUUCCCAAAAAAAAAAAAAAAAAAAAAAAAGUUUCUUUUUAUGACUUAAAAUUAUUUUUAUCUAGAACUUUUAUUUAUUCUAUAAAAAAUAAAAAUACUGCAUGGAAAUAAAACUCCAAAAGAGGAACCUCGAUUGAGGUUAUGAUGUAAAGCUUACCAAAAAAUGUGCAAAUAAAAUAGUGUAAUUGUUAAAGGUGAUUGUGAUAGACGAUAGUGCAAAUAUUAAUUUAAAAGUGAUAACGUUUGAGGCGAGCAACUAAAUGAUGGAUAUUACAGGAGGCACGAAGUCGCUGUACGGAGGGUACCAGUUCCAAGGGCAAGGGAGGAUGAACCAACUGGGUGGUGUGUUUAUCAACGGACGGCCGCUGCCGAACCACACACGUCUCAGGAUUGUCGAAAUGGCAGCUGCUGGAAUAAGACCAUGCGUUAUUUCGCGACAACUACGCGUCUCGCACGGCUGUGUAUCGAAGAUACUCAACAGGUACCAGGAAACAGGAUCAAUAAGACCUGGAGUAAUUGGCGGAAGCAAACCACGCGUCGCUACUCCGGAAGUUGAGGCUCGGAUCGAAGAAAUCAGGCGGCUCGACCCCACGAUCAUGAAUUCUCAGAUUAGAGACAAACUUAUCAAGGAGGGCUUCACCGAUCCGCCGAGUCUCAGCUCUAUUAACAGACUUUUGCGCGGAGGCAGAACUGGCGACGACGGCAAGAAAGAUUACACUAUUGAUGGCAUACUGGGUGGUGGUCGUUGCGAUGAUUCAGACACCGAGAGUGAGCCUGGUAUUCCAUUAAAGCGAAAACAACGUCGCAGUAGAACAACUUUUAGCGGUAGCCAGUUAGAACAAUUAGAAUCUGCAUUUCAGCGAGCGCAAUAUCCCGAUGUGUAUGCCCGGGAAGCAUUGGCUCAACAGACUGGAUUGACCGAAGCUCGGAUACAGGUAUGGUUCAGUAACCGCAGAGCCCGCCUUCGGAAAGGAAACAACGGGAGUGGUAUUCCCUCAGUACCCAGUCUACCAUUGACGCCAUGUCAAUACCCAGGUCCACAUGAAUUAGGACACUUGUCACAAGUACCACAAAUGGCUGUAGGAAUGCCAGCCAGCCAGGUGCCUACGAGUCUGCAUCAAUCGCUUCAUCAAAUGACGCCGACAAGUGUUCACGAAAUGCCAGCGAACUCGCUAAGCAGCCACAUGUCUAGCGCGAUGGCCCAAGUACCCACCACGACAAUGAGCUCCGGAUUACAGCCCCAUUCUGUCGCAAUUCCUGGUUCACUUACCGGGCUAUCGGGUCAUGCCAAUAAUGUUAUGCAAAUUGGUCAGGUGCCUACGAUUCAGCCGCCCACUGCUCAUGCUGCACCAACAACCUUAAGUCAUACUCAUAAUUCUGGUAACGCAGACUGGACUCGAGCGCAGAUCGGGUGGGGACAAUUCAACCACUUUCAGAACAACGACUACACCAGUCACUCCAGUCAUCAUCCUUCCAGUCAUACAAGCCUUGGUAGUCAAGUGUCCAGCGCUAAUCCUACAGCCGAUUGGGGAUAUGAUCAGGGUUAUGAUUAUGCACAGCAUGCACAGCUUAAUUAUCACCGCAGUGUCGGUGGAAUCUUUUAGUCAUUUCUUAAAAUUA
This is a messenger RNA of Cotesia glomerata, 1891 nucleotides long. Its product is annotated as protein gooseberry-neuro-like. Gene Ontology annotation, biological process: regulation of transcription by RNA polymerase II; anatomical structure development. Gene Ontology annotation, molecular function: RNA polymerase II cis-regulatory region sequence-specific DNA binding; DNA-binding transcription factor activity, RNA polymerase II-specific. The record is from RefSeq and is a predicted model, not a curated record. The coding region runs from base 532 to 1875 and encodes 447 amino acids. Lineage: Eukaryota; Metazoa; Arthropoda; Insecta; Hymenoptera; Braconidae. The transcript has 6 exons.